Cucurbita maxima (winter squash) is the source of this 514-nucleotide messenger RNA. Its product is annotated as auxin-responsive protein SAUR50-like. The transcript has a single exon. Bases 1 to 321 code for a protein of 106 amino acids. The record is from RefSeq and is a predicted model, not a curated record. Gene Ontology annotation, biological process: response to auxin. Lineage: Eukaryota; Viridiplantae; Streptophyta; Magnoliopsida; Cucurbitales; Cucurbitaceae.
AUGGCGAUCCGAAAACCGGCUAUACACACGGCGGCACUCAAGCAGAUUGUGAAGCGCUGCUCCAGUCUAGGGCGGAAGCAAGAGGCCGCGGUGGCGGCGACUGCGACGGCUGGAUUUGACGAUGUUCCCAAGGGACAUUUCGCCGUCUACGUCGGCGAGAAUCGGAGCCGAUAUGUCGUCCCGAUCUCGCUCUUGACUCACCCCGAUUUUCAGUGCCUCCUCCGCCUUGCCGAGGAGGAAUUCGGUUUCCACCACCACAUGGGCCUUACUAUCCCUUGUGAAGAGGUGGUUUUCCGCUCACUCACCGCCGCUCUCAAAUGAACCAACCACCACUAAAAUGCACAAAUUCCACUUUUUUUUUUUCCUUCUCUCUUGGAGAAAUGAUUAUAUCUACCGACAGUUUUUCACCGUUGGAUGCACAAAAUUCUAAAUCCAACGGAUUGCAAGCCAUGUGGAAUAAUUUUUAGCUGGUUUAUUUUAUUAUUUUUAACCAUUUGAAGGUUUUUUUUUUUUU